UUUUUCGCGAUUGUGUACAUACAAACGAGGGGUGGGGCAACUGGGGCAUCUAUCAAACUUUAUAACAGCGAGUUGCAAAGUCGACGUAUGUACCCUUGAUCUCUGAUUCGACUUCGGUGAGUGAAUAACAAUAGAUGUAGAUACACUUUACCUAUUAUUUUAAUUAGAAAUUGAAUAUUAAGAGCUGCGCCUUACCCUGUAAUCGCAUUAAAAGUUUGCUCUUGGCAUAAAAUAAAGCGAAUCGACCCUUUCGAGCGGUGCAGUAGCUGCAUCAAGCUGCGCUGCAGGCCAACGACUUGAACAACCAACAACGUUUCUAUGGCGACGUUUUUUCAGCUACCAAACCAAAGUAUCAAGUAUCAAGACUACCAAGUACCAUCAUAGCAUGAGCUUGAGUUACCAGCUAAUAGCUAUCAGUUUAUUCAUACGAACGGAAGCUAUCGCGUUAAUAUUCUGUGCUGCUCGCGAAUCUCGCGAUAAACAAUAUUCAACGCGAAUAUACGAUCGCGUUUUAGUUACAUUUUACGUAAAUCAUCUAUUUAAAUAAAUGGCGACAGCAAUCAAAGAUCAACGCACAAUUCCCGCUAUGGACACGCUGGUCAAGUAUGAUAAUCCAGUUUUGAUUACGACUCAUCCAGAGAAGGUACGUAAGGAUUCAGCAUUGGCAAAAGUCGGUAUAGCUGCUUGUAAAAUUCAAACAACCUCAGCUUCAGCUGAUACACGACGGGAAACUAUUGAAAUUUUAAAUAGAAUUUUACCGCCGAAGGAAUGGGAAGAGGAUGGCCAGAUAUGGACUCAACGUGUGUCGAGUACUCCCGCAACACGAUUAGACGUGAUAAAUUUGCAAGAGCAACUUGAUAUGCGAUUGCAACAAAGACAGGCCAGAGAAACCGGUAUUUGUCCCGUUCGUAGGCAGCUCUAUGCCCAAUGUUUCGAUGAAUUAAUACGGCAAGUAACUGUAAACUGUGCCGAACGUGGAUUACUUUUAUUGCGAGUAAGGGAUGAAAUCAAAAUGACAUUAGCCGCGUACCAGACAUUGUAUCAAAGUAGCAUCGCUUUCGGGAUGCGUAAAGCGCUGCAAGCCGAGCAAGGUAAGGAAAAUUUGAUUAAUACAGCCGAGGAAUUGAGAUUACAAAAAAUUGAUUUGGAGAAAACGGUUGCGGAAUUAAGGCUCAAGUAUGAUCAGUCUGAGAAAAGAUCGGCCGAAUUAAGGGAAGCGGAGGGAAAAAAACACAUGGAAGAAGUGCAGUUUCUUAAAAAGACAAACUUGCAAUUAAAGACGCAAUUGGAAGGUAUAAUUGCAUCAAAAAAGUGAGAAAUUAUCACGCGAAGAGAAUCUUCACUUAUAAAACAGUUUAUGGUGACUACAAUACAUGUUAUCUAUACAAGAAUUAUGUGUGUGGGUGUGUGUGUUGUGCACUGGCGCACUCCUAUGCAGUUGCUAAUAAUUAACAAACUUGCAUGUAAUAUGUAACAUGUAACUGUUAAACAGGAAUGAAAAAAAGUAUACUCCGUCCAACAAGAGAUUAUGGUUGGUUCUGCGCAUAGGCGAGCAAAGUGGAGGUAAAGUUCCCAGAGCAUGGCGUAUCGUAUACAUAAAUAGAUGUUCUGAUCCAAAAUAAUCUCUCGUUAGACGGAGUAUAUAUGAGAUUCCAAUAAAUGCACUUCCUAUGAAUAAAAUACCAACUAUUUAUUACAAAUAGGUGCACAAAUUAUUUUUAUUUUUACAUAAAUAUUUUAUGUUUUAAAAUCCUAAAAUCUUGGUAAAAUAUCUUAAAAGAUACAUUAUUGCUUCUUACCGUAAUGUAAAUUUGUAAAUUUUCAAUUUAUCAUAAUAGUAAACUCACAGAAAAAGAAUAUAAAAUAUAAACUUAAUGUAACACUUAAUAUAUAAAUACAAAAAGAGCCUUUUGCCUUCAAAAUGCAACGCUGUUUAUGAGAGAAAAAGGUAUUUCAUCUAUUUCAUAAAUAAUAAAGAAUUCGAAAGAUAGAUUUAUAUGAAAAUGAGGAAAAAACUAAGAAAACGAUUCAUCGCCUGUACAAUUAUUUUUUUUUCAUCAAUUUUGACUUUUCUAUUAAUCUAUUUCAUGUUUCAUAUCGUGCAUCUCGUAUUGUAUUAAGAUAUAUAUAUAUAUAUAUAUAUAUAUAUAUAUAUAUGUAUAUUCGGCAUUUUUUACAUUUCUCCAUAGUUUUUCAAAUUUAGAUAGUAAUAAAGAAACAAAAAGUUAAAGAUGAUUUCAUUAAAACAUAGUUAAUACAUAAGUAAUAAAUAAUUUUAUACUUUGCAACAUUUUAAAACCAAAAUAUGUUUAACGUUUAAAGUUAGACGCAUUUUUAAAUCCAAAACUUUGAUAGGCAAGAAUCAUAUCUUGCUUAUAAGGCAAUACACACACACACACACACACAUAUAUAUAUAUAUAUAUAUAGAUUAUUAGAUAUUUGAUCUAUGUUGUUACACGUUACACGAUAACGAUGCAUUACCGUGACAAAGUAAAAUUGAGAAGGCAGCGAGAGACAAGAGACAAAAAUUUUUCAUUAAUUUUGUGUGAUAAUAGAUAUUUUAAUGAUACAUAAUAUAUUCUUAUAUGAAAAAGUACUAACGCGUUGGCACUUUUGAUAAUAUUCCUAUAACAUCGAUAAUAUGUAAUUUUCUACAACAUUGAUAAGUAAAUAUU
Molecule: messenger RNA, 2675 nt
Organism: Temnothorax curvispinosus
Lineage: Eukaryota; Metazoa; Arthropoda; Insecta; Hymenoptera; Formicidae
Gene: Dnali1
Product: axonemal dynein light intermediate polypeptide 1
Exons: 6
Coding region: 548-1315 (255 amino acids)
Cellular component (GO): filopodium; axoneme
Molecular function (GO): dynein heavy chain binding
Source: RefSeq, a predicted model, not a curated record